Messenger RNA from Anarrhichthys ocellatus (wolf-eel), 1808 nucleotides. It is a transcript of the gene ppp1r27a, whose product is annotated as protein phosphatase 1, regulatory subunit 27a. NCBI's taxonomy places the organism in Eukaryota, Metazoa, Chordata, Actinopteri, Perciformes, Anarhichadidae. Gene Ontology annotation, molecular function: phosphatase binding. The transcript is spliced from 3 exons. The record is from RefSeq and is a predicted model, not a curated record. The coding region runs from base 318 to 1091 and encodes 257 amino acids.
CAUUGUGCAAAAGAUCAAUUAGAAUUCAGAUGGGAAAAAUUCACAGCAGACGAGAAAAAGAGGACCGUCCAAGCUAAAGAAGGGGAUUGGAUCACAGUGAAGCAAAGGAUUUGAGAGGUGUUUGUAUUGUGCAGAAACACCAGGAGAUACACCAGCUGGGAAUCAAAGGGAUAAGAAGCAAGCGAGGAGAGGACAAAAAGGACACAGAGCAAAGGAUACUGCUCUUUUCUGUGGAUUGGUGUGUUCUCUUGGGUUUCUCACUUCCCCCCUCCCGGGCUUACAGCAGAGGGGGAGGCAGAGUCGCAACCAUCGCAGGGAUGAAGUACAGCUACCAUGUGCCGGUGUCAACGUACACACGCAGCUCACAGUACACGCCGACAUCCCACACACCUAGCUAUUUAUCAGCAUCACAUUACACCCCAACUACACCGCACUACACAUCCGCAUACACCUCUCCAACAAAGUACACCCCGACACAGUACAGCACGGCGCAUUACACCCCCUCACAAUACACAUCCACUUACAAGGCCGCAUCGACAUACAUCCCCUCGUACAGCAAAGGGUCACGGUACAGUUCAACAAAUCGCACACAAGCACAGGAAAACCCUGCACCGGUAGCACCUGUAACACCUGCCGCGCCCGCAAAGAGAACUGUGCACUUCCCCAAUGACAUCAUCUUCCAGGAUAUUGUUAGACGAGGUGAUUUGGAGCAAAUCGGUCGCUUCAUGAGAGCGAGGAAGGUUCGUGUGGAUACAAUCUUCCACUCGGGUAUGGCAGCGCUUCAUGAAGCCGUGCUAACGGGAAACAUGGAGGUGGUGAAGUUGCUGGUGAAAUAUAGCGCUGAUGUUCACCAGAGAGACGAAGACGGCUGGACACCGCUACACAUGGCCUGCAGCGACGGCUACCCGGAAAUUGCCAGUUAUCUGCUGUUGAUGGGCGCCAGCACAGAGGCCGAGAAUGAAAGCGGAGAAAAGCCUGCAGACCUCAUCGACCCGGACAACAAAGAGCUGGUCAAACUGUUCGAGAUGGGCUGUGUGGGAUCGGGCACCAAAAGGACCCAAGACAAAGCAGCAACCAAGACAGAAGGCUGAGCAGCCACUUGGAAAAGAAAGAAAAACACAUUUGACAGUGUUAAACAGUGCAAUACCAAAGAAACUUGUAAAGGGGGGCAUAGUGCGGGUUUAAGACCAUGUCACUGACCCUGUAAUGCAAGAUGGUGGUUCUGUGUGUAACUUUAAAAAGUUAUUUUUUAAGAUGCAGCCUUAAAGCAAUACACUGUGAGGCUGUAUUUCUUUUCUUUAUUUCGCGUAUUUAUCAUAUACUGCAAGUGUCUAUGCAGCAAAUGUUAAUCUGCUUUCUCCCUGUCUUCACUCUCAGUUCAUGUAAUAUAAUACUAACAAUGUGUCACUGUGGUCCAGAAUCAAUUGAUUUCAAAAGGAAAUACGAUUGAUCUGAUCAUGGCAUUUUGGUUUAAGUAUUUUAAGUAGCUGGUAGCGCCCUGCAGACUGUAUUUUUUUCAAACUAUUAUUAUAAUGUGUAUUAAAUUUAGAACAUGUUGUAAAUGCCCAAAAUGUUUGUGUUCUAUAGUCUGAGCUAUCUAUCCUUGCUGCUGGGCAGAAGAGGAUCAGCUGAAUGAAUAAUUGAUACUUCAUUGAUGGUCAGAAAUAAAAUAAAACAAUUAAAAUAAAAUUAAGUGUAUGCUGUUUGAGCACUUUGCCUGCUGCAGUAUUCCCCCUGGUGUAUUGCUGUUUAUUGCAAAUGUCAGCAAGGAAAGUCUUAUCAUUUUCUCCUCAAUAAUUAUUUUUGUA